GUACAUGAUAGAUUCAUAAGAGGAGAAGGGGACUCUUUUACAUUUUCCUUCUCCGAAGCAAAUGUGUAAUACUACUACCAUAUCUGAUUCUCUUUUCUCCCUAACCCUCCUUAAAUUCUCACUAUAUAUAUACACCCAUAAUAAAAAUAAACUUUCAUUCAUCGGAAAAAUAAUAAUAAAAAACAUACAAACAAGAGGAUUCAGGUGAUCUCGACCAGAAUUGAUUUGAUUCGUACCAGGUUUGAGUAAUUCCUCAAGGCAGAAGCCUACUGAGCUCUGAUGGAGAACUUGGAAGCAAAUGAUGACUACACCAAAGAUGGAACACUUGAUCAUCGCGGUAACCCGGCCAAUAAGAGGACAACUGGAACCUGGAAGGCCUGCCCUUACAUUCUUGGAAAUGAAUGCUGUGAAAGAUUGGCCUACUAUGGGAUGAGCAGCAACCUGAUCAUUUAUUUCACCCAACAACUCAAUCAGCACACUGCUACUGCCUCCAGGAAUCUGUCAAACUGGUCAGGAACCUGCUAUAUCAUGCCAUUGUUGGGUGCAUUUCUUGCUGAUGCAUAUCUUGGAAGAUAUUGGACCAUUGCCAGCUUCUCCAUCAUCUAUGUCAUUGGAAUGACACUUUUGACGUUAUCGGCUUCAGUUCCUGGUCUGAAACCAACAUGUGUUUCCAAAACUGAGUGCCAUGCAACCAAAGCUCAGACAGUUGUUGCAUUUGUUGCCCUCUAUCUGGUUGCUUUAGGAACAGGAGGAAUCAAGCCCUGUGUCUCAUCCUACGGAGCAGAUCAGUUCGAUGAUGCUGACGACAAGGAAAAACAUCAGAAAAGUUCAUUCUUCAAUUGGUUUUACUUCAGUAUCAAUGUUGGAGCACUGGUUGCUUCCUCGUUGCUGGUCUACAUUCAAAUUCAUGUUGGAUGGGGAUGGGGAUUCGGCGUGCCUGCUGCAGCCAUGGCAAUCGCCGUUGUUUCAUUCUUUUCAGGUACCCGGAUUUACAGGUAUCAGAAACCCGGAGGAAGUCCCCUGACUCGCCUCUGCCAGGUGGUGGUUGCAUCGUUUAGAAAGAAUCAUGUUGCCGUCCCAGCCGAUGAAUCUCUUCUCUAUGAAGCUCAAGAUGAAAAAAGCGCCAUUGUAGGAAGUCGCAAACUCGAGCACACAACAGCUUUAAGUUUCUUUGACAAAGCAGCAGUGGUGACAGAUUCUGAUUAUAAGAAUGAUUCGGAGAUAGAUAAAUGGAGACUUUGCACUGUGACUCAAGUAGAAGAGCUCAAAUCAAUCAUAAAGUUGCUUCCCAUUUGGGCCACAGGUAUUAUCUUCAGCGCAGUUUAUGGCCAAAUGGGGAACCUAUUCGUCUCUCAAGCAACUUUCAUGGACACUCAUGUCGGAAACACCAAAUUCGAGAUCCCUGAAGCUGCACUCAGUGUAUUCGACACCCUCAGUGUCAUCGUGUGGGUACCAAUCUAUGACAAAAUCAUCACCCCAUUCGCCCGGAAAGCCACAGACCGGAAGAAUGGCUUGACUCAGCUACAGCGUAUGGGAAUCGGGCUCUUCAUCUCCGUCUUAGCCAUGGUUUCUGCAGCCGUCUUGGAGAUUGUAAGACUCGGCAUAGUGAAAAGACAUAACUUGUACGAUGUCCAACAUGUCCCGAUUUCGGUAUUCUGGCAGGUUCCUCAAUACUUCAUCAUCGGUUGCGCCGAAGUCUUCACAUUCAUCGGACAACUGGAGUUUUUCUAUGAACAAGCUCCUGAUUCGAUGAGGAGUUUGUGCUCUGCCCUUUCGCUUACAACAACAGCACUUGGAAAUUACCUCAGUUCUCUUUUGGUGUGGAUUGUGACACAGUACAGUACAAAGGGAGGCAAACCAGGAUGGAUUCCUGACAAUUUGAACUAUGGACAUUUGGAUUACUUCUUCUGGAUGUUGGCCGGUUUGAGUGUGCUGAAUUUGGGAGCUUUCAUCUUGGUUGCGCAAAAGUUUAAGUACAAAAAGGCAGUUGGCACUCUUCGCUGAUUCAAUUUAGAUUAGAUUAUAGGACCUGGAAACUUGAAGCUUUUGUAUUUUUAUCUUGUUGGGUUUUCUUCUUCUUCGAUCUAGAUGAUGUGAUGUUGUAGUUUUUUUUUUUUUUUUUUUCUAAUAUAAAUUUGGUUAUAUAGAAAAAGCUACUCCUCUGUCUGUCCUCGUAGGCUAGUCAGUUUUGGAUACCUG
Messenger RNA from Oldenlandia corymbosa var. corymbosa, 2199 nucleotides. Lineage: Eukaryota; Viridiplantae; Streptophyta; Magnoliopsida; Gentianales; Rubiaceae. The record is from the annotation of a GenBank genome assembly.